Molecule: messenger RNA, 1113 nt
Organism: Entrophospora sp. SA101
Lineage: Eukaryota; Fungi; Glomeromycota; Glomeromycetes; Entrophosporales; Entrophosporaceae
Source: the annotation of a GenBank genome assembly
AUGACAACAACAGCAUCUGAAUUUUCAGAUUCAUUACUUGCCGAUUUUACAAAAUUGCUAGUAGACGCUAACGACUACGAUGUAUUGAUUAAAGUAGGUGGUGGUCAUGGCGAAUCAACAAGCAACAGCAACAGCAAUGCUGUUUGUAUCAAAGCUCAUUCAUGUAUUUUACGUGCAAGAUCACCAUACUUCCAUUCGGCAUUAUCAUCGCGAUGGAAGAAAAUUAUUGAUGAUGAUGACAAUGGUGGUAAUUAUAUUAUUUUCGAAAAACCAAAUAUUUCUCCUGAUGUUUUUCAAAUAAUUCUAAGAUAUAUUUAUAUAGGUAAAAUAUCACUUGAAAAACUAGACCCGAUAUUUACUUUGGACAUAUUAACGGCAGCAAAUGAAUUGAUAUUACAAGAACUUGAGGCUUCUGUAAUCAGUUUUUUUACAAGACAUCAUGUCAACUGGAUUAAAAAUCAUCCAUUGCAAUUGCUAUUCCACACAGUAUUCAAACUAGAGUCAUGUCAUAAAAUUCAACAAUUAUGCCUCGACAACAUUUGUAAUGAUCCUGAUAUAGUUUUCAACUCUUCAAUCUCCAAAUCAAUCAACGAAUCAAUCCUUCUCCAAUUACUUAAACGUGAUGAUUUGAGAAUGAAUGAAAUCAAGCUGUUGGAUUAUUUGAUUCAAUGGGGUGUAACCAACCUUGACAUUAAUUGUAAUGAUGGUAAUGUUGUUGACAGUGUUUCAAAUUGGACACAGAAUGAAUUUGAUGCAUUGGAUUCUAUUUUGAAAAAUUGUAUCGGUAAUAUUAGAUUUGAAAAUAUUAAUCGUGGAUUUUAUGGUAAUUGGAUUAUGACUGACGAAACACAAGAAAAUAAUAAUAAUCCUAAAAUUAGUAGAAUCAUACCAAAAAAUUCUAAAAUGGCUAUAUUUUGUGCUGAUAUUAGGGGUCCAUGCUUUGGUGGCAAUGAUUUGUGUAUGUCAAAUAUGAACAAUUUAAAUAAAGAUUGCACUAGUAACCUUACUUAUUAUGAUUCUGAUGUCAUUAAAUCAAACAAAUUUGAUGUGCUAGAUUAUGAAGUUUUCCAGGUUGUCAGGAAGAAAGAAACUACAAAACUGAUAAAUGGUUGA